Messenger RNA from Bursaphelenchus okinawaensis, 830 nucleotides. Lineage: Eukaryota; Metazoa; Nematoda; Chromadorea; Rhabditida; Aphelenchoididae. The record is from the annotation of a GenBank genome assembly.
AUGAGUGCAGAAGUCUAUGAUUUUGAUGCUUACAUUGAACAACAGGAUGAAGAAGCUGAUGGUUGUACGAUUGCAGAGGUGAGUAGUAUAAUUUUACAUACAUUUAAUGUUUUUACGCGGUUGGAGACAGGACUUGUGUUACAGGUAGUUCGAUGUAUGAAGGUUGUUUGGCAGAACGAAAGAGUUGCUCCAUUGAUUUUACCACAUAGAUUUGAGUAUGUUGAUGUGUUACAGGCUCAAAUUGUAAAAAGAGAUCAGGAAAUUGAGGAAGGACGAAAGAAUGGGGUUGAAGAUGAGUUUAGAGGUGCAAAAAAAUACGAAGUGGCUCGUGUAAGAUACAUGGUUAAUUCUUAUUUAAGGUAAUACUUUUUUAAAUAUUUUUUACGUUUAGACUUUUAGAUCAGUCAAUGCAAGAUGUUUUUCUCAACAAUUUAUAUUUUUCUUGUAGAACUCGACUUCAAAAAAUUGAGAGAAACCCAGCUGCUGUGAUGGCCAGACACUUGGAGUGUCACAACAAAGGAAAACCGGAUCUACUUGAUGCUCAUGAAGUUACUUACGCAGAGAACAUUGUUAGGUCUAAUCUCAAUUUUUUCAAUGAAAGCUUUUUAUCUCUUCUACCUCCUGGAUUCAAUGUUCCUGUUGUCACGAAAGAUCGUUCCGAAAUGAAGAGAUGUUUUGUAAAAGUGAGUCAAAGUGUGAAUGUUACUAUUGGAAAGAUGACGGAUCCAAAUUUGGAUACAAUGGUGGCCCUACCUGCUGGGACCUUACAUUAUGUACCAUUUUAUUCGAUCCAGGAUUAUAUUGAUGAUGGUAGUGUAACACUCAUGUAA